UGCCCCUAGCAGGCUCUUUGCGCGGGGCUCUCGAGUGCGUUUGGACCCCAGCUUCUGGGACAUAUCAGGAGAAGGGCGCACUGGCUUUUCCUUUAUCAGGCCAAAGAUGCCUCUCUUUGGGAACACAUUUAGUCCGAAAAAGACACCUCCUCGGAAGUCUGCUUCUCUCUCCAACCUGCAUUCUCUGGAUCGGUCAACUCGGGAGGUGGAGCUGGGCCUUGACUAUGGAACCCCCACUAUGAACCUGGCUGGGCAAAGCCUGAAGUUUGAAAAUGGCCAAUGGAUAGCAGAGACAGGGAUUAGUGGAGGUGUGGACCGGAGGGAGGCUCAGCGCCUUCGCAGGCGGAACCAGCAACUUGAAGAAGAGAACAAUCUCUUGCGGCUGAAAGUGGACAUCCUACUAGACAUGCUUUCAGAGACCACUGCUGAGUCCCAUUUAAUGGAGAAGGAAUUGGAUGAACUGAAGAGUGUCAGCCGGAGGAGAAAAUGAAGACCUCAGAGACUGUCGUUAGGAGAGCAGGGACAAAAAGGGACAAAGUCACUAAUUGGGGAAGUCUAGGAUGUGGCUGAGCAAGGGUUUUUUUGUUGUUUUUUUUUAAAGCCAAACUAGUGUAUUAGGUCCUGUGAGAGAGCGUCACCUCACCCUGGGUUGCCAGUAGGAAGGUGCGUGUGAUGAAGGAGACCAAGAUUCCAGGCCAGGCCAGAGUGGUGACUAGCAAGGUGCUCCAGGCGCAUAGCCUCAGGAUGCCAGGCUGUAAACCAGACCUCGGGGAGCCUUUGGGUGCUCUCUACAUACAUAAGCAGACAAGUGCACAUGUUCCAGGAUCACUCCACUGGACACUGUUUGGGAUGGGCAGCUGAGUUCAUCAUCUUAUGCCUUUACCUGGUGUUUGGGGUAAGGCACCAGUUCUACAGAGCCCUGUUUGAGGGGUUCUCAGGUGAGUGGCUCUUUUGGUUCUCUGGCUCUCAGGCCACUCUCCCUGCCUUGAAAGAAUAUUUAUUUCCCAAAUCCACGACCCUCUUUGACUUCAGCUUCCCACCAGCAAACACCAGCCUUCCGUGGCAACAAGGUAUUUUUGUGCUCCUUUUCUAUGUACACUACUAUUUUAUUAAAUGAUGUUAAAUAAUCUGUGGCUAAAAUGACUGAAAAAGAAACAUGAGUUC
Molecule: messenger RNA, 1164 nt
Organism: Otolemur garnettii (small-eared galago)
Lineage: Eukaryota; Metazoa; Chordata; Mammalia; Primates; Galagidae
Gene: CBY1
Product: chibby family member 1, beta catenin antagonist
Exons: 5
Coding region: 107-490 (127 amino acids)
Biological process (GO): negative regulation of Wnt signaling pathway
Cellular component (GO): nucleus
Source: RefSeq, a predicted model, not a curated record